Molecule: messenger RNA, 1131 nt
Organism: Copidosoma floridanum
Lineage: Eukaryota; Metazoa; Arthropoda; Insecta; Hymenoptera; Encyrtidae
Source: RefSeq, a predicted model, not a curated record
AUGACGCUCACCACGGCGGAGAAUAUCGACGUUUUCGGGACGCAGCUGCAGAUGCAGGAGGACUCGCAGCAACCGCAUCCCGUUUACAUGAUGCUGAGCGUGCAACAACAACAACAGGAGCCACAGCACUACCAGAGACCGUCCCCGACGAGCUCGAGUCCUGUUGUGGGCACCAACAACAACCAGCACCUGCGGAACAACGUGAUCGUCGAGGCAAACGUCAAGGGUACCGUGAGUAUGGCGCACCAGCCCCCGAAGAAAAAGCCGUACGGCUCGCAGACGUGCGGCUCGUCGCACCAGCCAGCCUCGGUGGCUCGUAGGAACGCCCGCGAGCGCAACCGCGUCAAACUGGUGAACGACGGCUUCGCCAAGCUCCGCCAGCGCAUACCCCAGGCCCUGGCCCAAGCCAUGUGCGUCAACCCGAGCAACGGCAACAACUCGUCGAGCGGCUCCUCCUCCUCCUCCUCCUCGUCCUCCCGCGGUAGUGCCAACAACAAAAAGCUCUCCAAGGUCGACACCCUCAGGAUGGCCCUCGCCUACAUAAAGAACCUCAAACAAGUGAUCGACGAGCACGACUCGGAGCUGAGCGGCGCCUCCUCGGUCAGUAGCAAUGAGUCGAUUAUCGCGUCCCCCAUGAGCAGCCAAAAUUCGCCGGGGCCCUCGUGCAUCGACCUCGACCACCACAAUCUCCAACAGAGCCAGCCGCACCACCAACCCCAAGAGUUGCUACAACCGGUGCCAGUGCCACAGCAGCAACAGUUGCCGCAGAUGCAGCCCGUGGGUAUAAAGUUCGAGCUCAAGUCCGAGAGGAUGGACGACGAGUUCCCGGAGAGCUUCCACCACCACCACCACCAUCACGGUUUGUACCUGCAGCAGCCGGGCCAGCCGCAGCAGCAGAGCCCUAUAUACGUGCCAACGCCGAACUCGGAGGCGUCGAGCUCCCCGACCCCGAGCUUCGUGUCGGACGCCUCGUCGACCGGUGGUAGCCAGGGGUACGGCAGCGGUUUCGGGGGUGCGGUCUACGCGGUCGGCCACCCUGACGUGUACGACAGCUACGAGCCCAUGAGUCCCGAGGACGAGGAACAGCUCCUCGGCUAUUUGACCAUGUACCCGUGGCAGCAGGCGCAAUGA